Molecule: messenger RNA, 4783 nt
Organism: Balaenoptera acutorostrata (minke whale)
Lineage: Eukaryota; Metazoa; Chordata; Mammalia; Artiodactyla; Balaenopteridae
Gene: CD274
Product: CD274 molecule
Exons: 7
Coding region: 83-952 (289 amino acids)
Biological process (GO): cell surface receptor signaling pathway; immune response; T cell costimulation
Cellular component (GO): external side of plasma membrane
Source: RefSeq, a predicted model, not a curated record
GGGUGGUCCUCGCAGUCCCGGGCGCAGUGCCGAAGCCUCCCCGCCAGCCGAGAGUCUCCCGCCCGCAGGUCAUUCCAGAAAGAUGAGGAUAUAUAGUAUCUUUACAUUCAUGGCUUACUGUUGUUUGCUGAAAGCAUUUACUAUCACAGUUCCCAAGGACCUGUAUGUGGUAGAGUAUGGCAGCAAUGUGACAUUGGAAUGCAAAUUUCCAGUAGACAAACAAUUAAACCUGUUGGCAUUAGUUGUUUACUGGGAAAUGGAGGAUAAGAAAAUUAUUCAGUUUGUGAAUGGGGAGGAAGACCUGAAUGUUCAGCACAGUAGCUACAACCAGAGGGCCCUGCUGUUGAAGGACCAGCUCUCCUUGGGAAAGGCCGCACUUCAGAUAACAGAUGUGAAAUUGCAGGAUGCAGGGAUUUACUGCUGCUUGAUCAGCUAUGGCGGUGCUGACUACAAGCGGAUUACUUUGAAAGUCAAUGCUCCAUACCGCAAAAUCAACCAAACAAUUUCUGUGGAUCCAGUCACCUCUGAACAUGAACUAACGUGUCAGGCUGAGGGUUACCCUGAGGCUGAAGUCAUCUGGACAAGCAGUGACCACCGAGUCCUGAGUGGUAAAACCACCAUCACCAGUUCCAGGAGAGAGGAGAAGCUUUUCAAUGUGACCAGCACACUAAGAAUCAACACAACAGCUAACGAGAUUUUCUACUGCAUUUUUCGGAGAUUAGGUCAUGAGGAAAACAGUACAGCUGAGUUGGUCAUCCCAGAACCAUAUCCAGAUCCAGCAAAAAAGAGGACUCACUUGGUGAUUCUGGGAGCUCUCCUGUUGUUCCUUAGUGUAACCCUGACAAUCAUCUUCUGUCUAAAAAGAGAUGUGAGAAUGAUGGAUGUGGAAAAAUGUGGCACCCGAGAUAUGAACUCAAAGCAGCAAAAUGAUACACAAUUUGAGGAGACGUAAUCCGACGUUGAAACUUCUGAUCUUAAAGCAGGGAUUCUCAGCCUGUGGUUUGAGUUCGUCAGGGUUAGGCAUGGCCAGAGGCAUGCAAUGGGCCAGUGGACUGCAGAUGAUGUAGAACUUAAAAGGCUCAAGCUCUGAAAAUGGAAGCUGGGAAAGAAGAGGAGAACAAAGGAAGAAGGAGUAAAAAAGGUAACCUUAGCCUGGAAGGGAACCUUGAUACUUCAAAAUAACUGGGAGACUCAUCAAUGCAUAUGAAAAGGAGAAAGGACACUUCUGAAUGAUAAAUCUCCAUGCAAAUUAUCCAUCACUCAUCCUAGGAAAACAGGUUGAGAUUCCCUGAUUUAAUGGUCAGUUCCUGCAGAAGUGCCCUUUGCCUUCACUCAGUGUUGAUUUGUCUUCUGGGUAAUUGAGAGUCUCUGUGUUGCAACAGUACUUAAGUAUGAGUUAUUUUAAUUUAUUUUGAGUCUGUGGGGUCUUGUCAUGUAAGUGUGGUUGUGAGUGAUUUCUUUUGAAGAUAUGCUGUAUUAGAAGUUAAGAUUAUGUCACCAGACCAAACUUACUGCUUGAUGACUUGUGUGUGUCCAGCAAAAUAUAGUAUUUGUAAGUUGCUUGAUAUCCUCUAUAACUAUCAGUACAUAGGAACCAUAGAGAACAAACCAUUGGUUUGUAUAGGAUAUUACCUUAUUUAACCCAUUGAUACUUUGACUGACUUGGAUAAUCUUAUUCUCAGACCUCAAAGUAAGAUACAUUACCAAAAUAUCUGUUACGUUUAAGUAUCAGCUUUACAACUAUGUGUACACAUAAUCUCAUUUCAUCCCUGUAGCAGCUGUGUUGUAGCAAGCACUAUUAUUCUACCCAUUUCACAGCUGAGGGAGCAGAGAUAAAAUAACUUGCCCAAGACAAUAAACAGCAGACCUCAGAUUUCCAAGACUGUCACCCACUGUCCUUUUAUUUAUUUAUUUAUUUUAACUGAGGUAUAGUUGAUUUACAAUGUUGUGCCGAUCUCUGCUGUACAGCAAAAGUAACUCAGUUAUACACAUAUACACAUUCUUUUUAACAUUUUUUUUAAUUAAAAAAAUUUUUUUUACCCGCUGUCCUUUUAGAAUACAAUUUACAGCUCUGUUUUACUUUAAGAAAUUCUUUCAUUCAGUGAACAUUUAGGAAGCACCCUACCAUGUCAGUCACUGUGCCAGGCUGAGUAUACAGAUGUGAGCAAGAUAAAGCACUUCCCCUCGAGGAGCUCAUGGUAUGAUGCGGACAGCAGUAAGAAAACGUAUUGCUACAAUGUGGUGCAUUAUCAUAGUAUAAGGUGUUCGAGGAGAAUGCUUGUAUGAGGAGGAAAGUCUAGAAAUGCUGCCAAAGGAGGGGACGCUCUGGGUAGCCAGCCAGUGUGUUCCUGGACAGUUGAAAAUACUUAAACAUUGUAAUAAUCAAAGCAAUUUUAGUUUAUGAGAUGUCAGAUUUUUUAAAACUGUGGAAAACAGCUCUUGAAUUCCUUUUCUAUCACUAUAUUUACCCGUGAUUUGUUUGCCUUUGCCAUGCAAUUUGAUGUUUAUUUAUAUAGUGCCUAGUAUUGUCUAGCAGUUUUCUUUUUUUAAUUUUUUUAAUUUUUUAAUUUUUCUAUUUUUUUAUUUUUUUAAAAUUUAUUUAUGGCUGUGUUGGGUCUUCGUUUCUGUGCGAGGGCUUUCUCCAGUUGCGGCAAGCGGGGACCACUCUUCAUCGCGGCGUGCAGGCCUCUAACUAUCGCGGCCUCUCUUGUUGCGGAGCACAGGCUCCAGACGCGCAGGCUCAGUAAUUGUGGCUCACGGGCCCAGUUGCCCCGUGGCAUGUGGGAUAUUCCCAGACCAGGGCUCAAACCCGUGUCCCCUGCAUUGGCAGGCAGACUCUCAACCACUGCGCCACCAGGGAAGCCCAGUUUUCUUUUGUAUUUAAAUGCAAUUGAAUUUUGAAUUCAUACUUUUUCAUGAUUCAAAAUUCAAAGAGUCCAAUAGGAGACAUUAAAAAGUCUCCAUUCCAUCCUCCUACUCAUCUAGUUUCCCUUUCCAGAAGCAACAACACUUGUCUUUUGUUUAUUUGUCUUCUAAAGAUAUUCUAUGAACAUAUGUGGAAAUGUUUGUAAAAUGUGUAUAUAUUUUUAGUUUUUGCUCUUUUUCACAUAAGUGGUAAUGCAUUAUGCGUCUGCUGUGCCCUUUGCUAUUUUUAUUUAAUAUACUAUUUCUUAUGUAGUAGACAGAACAAAUUUGAAGUUCCCAGAGGCUGGGCACUAUGACUUGUUUGUUCUAGGUCAUCUUUUCCAUAGUCUCUUAUUAUCUUUCAUAUGAUGUGGUACAUACUAAAGAGUUACUACAUCUACAUUUAGACAACUAGCAUUUGUCGAGUACUUGCUCUAUGACUGUGUUUGGAUUUGGUUUAUUUUGUGUUUCUCAAAGAGAGAAUGUGUUUCUCAAAAUGGGUUUUCCAGGGUACAUGGGGUCAACCUGGCCCUAAAGGACGACUUUAUUGCUAAGUCUGUAUGACAGAAUCAUGUCUGGAACUUGUAUUUUUUCUGUUUUCUCUUGAGUAUAAACUUGAAUUCGAUGUUACACUUGCAAAAUUACAUGUUCUUUUAGGAAAUUCCAGUCAAGUACCUUGACCCUAGACCUUCAUCUGUGCCAGAAAAGGCCUGUGAUGCCUGUGAGCUGUGCCUGAACCCUUGAGUCCCACCAGUUCUCACCACUACACAGGCCUCCUAAGACAUUGCUUUCCAAAAGUUCAGAUGCCCUCUCAGGAGGUCCCAGAGUAUUUCUUCCCUCUUGGCCAUUUACCUGGAUCACUGACAAGGAAGACCUUCUUUGCUUUGCCACAUGUCAAGGCUGAAGAAACAGAAUCUCCAAUAGAACUUUUCCUGUUAUCUUUUUGUACAUGUUCAUUUGCACAAUAUCCCUUGUUUGAGUGACAGUAUCCUUUGUUUGUGUGAAGUACAAGUGAGGAUUCUGGUUCAGCAAGACGUAAAGUCUAUUUACUCCAUUCCUAAAUCUUAAUGCCUUCUUGUGGUGUGGGAUUUGUAAGGCACUUUAUCCCUUUGUCUUGUGUUUCAUUGUAAAUGAUAUAGGCAGAGAUGAUAUCUAGUUCUGCAGUGGAUUGUCACUGUUUACACCUGCAUUAAUUUAAUAAAAUAUUCUUAUUUAUUUUGUUCUUCAGUGCACCCACAUAUCUAUUUUCUUGUUUUCUACAUGUUUUAUAAGACCAUUCCCAGUUCAACAUCCCAAUGGAGACAGUUACUUGGAAUAUCUUCAGCUACCUUCCUAGUUCUUUUUUUCAUAGCUUCUAUGUUUACACAGCAUACUCUUGCAUCCUGUGUGAUGAAAAAAUACCAAAAGAAUUUUUUAAAGAAUGCAUUGAAAAUUUUCAUCCUCUCUCACUUGAUAGCUUCCUUUAGGACAAUACCAAGAAAAGAGUCAAAAUUGUGUUGUCCAAAUUGAAGAUCUGAGGGAAGGGAGAUGGGAGAGAAGUGGUCUUCAAGAGAACUAUAGGGAAAUGAAGGGGCUUUCCUUUAUGAGAGUACGCUUCUCAGAUCAGUAGACAUGGAUAUGCAAGCCCAUGCAUAUGAAGCUGGAUGUAUUUCAAUCAUCAGGUUCUGAAAAGGAAGUGAGAAACCUAGAUUGAAGUCAAGUUGAGGAUUAAGGCCUGGUUCAGGGUGGGACAGUAAGAAGAUUUAAUGUCAACUAAUUUAAUUACUUAGUCAUCAGGCUUACUUUAAAGAGACUUUUGAUCAUUUCUCUAAAUCAGACACUCUCAAAAGAUAAUGAUGACUAUUUCUAAGACUAUAUGUCGGAUUCUAGAUGGUUCUAA